Trichophyton benhamiae CBS 112371 is the source of this 1506-nucleotide messenger RNA. RefSeq lists its product as uncharacterized. The transcript has 2 exons. Lineage: Eukaryota; Fungi; Ascomycota; Eurotiomycetes; Onygenales; Arthrodermataceae. The record is from RefSeq and is a predicted model, not a curated record. Bases 1 to 1506 code for a protein of 501 amino acids. Gene Ontology annotation, biological process: intracellular iron ion homeostasis.
AUGAAUGGUACUUCUACCACGGGCAACGGGUUCACAAAUGGAACCAACUACCCUGUGCCAAAGCUGGAACUUCAGCCUGAAACCACCUCAACAUCACCCACAAGAGCGCAGACUCACCCAUUACUGCCUUCUGUCUCUGAUGAUGAGUUGCAUGACCUCAUUUGUGUUGGCUUUGGCCCAGCAUCACUUGCCAUAGCCAUUGCUCUUCACGACCGCCUGCUUGAAACUGCCCAUUCCCCAGAUAUCACCACUGUCCCAAAAAUCUGCUUCCUGGAGAAACAGUCGAAUUUCGCGUGGCAUUCUGGCAUGCUUCUUCCUGGGUCAAAGAUGCAAAUCUCCUUCAUCAAGGAUCUGGCUACCAUCCGCAACCCCAGAAGCGAGUUUACCUUCCUCAACUACCUACAAGUUCAUGAUCGCCUCCUUGAUUUUGCCAACCUCGGGACCUUCCUCCCUGCCCGUAUUGAAUUCGAAGACUACAUGAAGUGGUGUGCCAGUAAAUUUGCCAACCUUGUCAGGUAUAGAACCGAGGUCCUAGACGUCACUCCUUCAGAGGUCGAUCCUGUGACUGGCAAGGUUCACUUCUUCACUGUCCGCUCUAAGGUCUUGGAGACUGGUGAAGUAACUACUCGCAAGGCCCGCCACGUAGUUGUUGCUAUCGGUGGAAAGCCAAAUAUUCCAGCGGAAUUCCCAACGAACUCGAGAAUCAUUCAUUCAUCCGCCUACUGCACCACCCUUCCCAGCCUUCUCAACAAUACCCUUAAGGAGUACAGCAUUGCUGUUGCGGGAAGCGGCCAAAGCGCAGCUGAGAUUUUCCAUGAUCUUCAGAAAAGAUAUCCUAAUGCUAAAACCAGCCUUAUCAUGCGAGACUCGGCCCUCCGCCCGAGUGACGACUCCCCUUUUCCCAGUGUCAAUGAGCUCUUUAACCCCGAGAGGGUCGACCAGUUCUUCAACCAGAGCGAGAAGGAGAGACAGCACUUUCUUGAACGCCACCGUUCCACCAACUACAGUGUUGUAAGGCCGGAGCUUAUUGAACAAAUCUACGCAGAUAUGUACAUCCAGAAAAUUCAAUACCCAGAUGAGACUCAAUGGCAACACAGAAUCUUCUCUUCCUGCCUGAUCUCCAAGGUCGACUCAGAUAAGAGCGAGAAACUCAAUCUAUCAUUGCAGCACUGCCACUCUGAAAACACCACCAUGAACGGAACCCACAAUGAGGAGAUGAAUGCAGAUGCCCUUAUUUUGGCAACUGGUUACGUACGAAACGCACAUGAAAGCAUCCUUGCCUCCAUUGAGCCUCUUCUGGCUCAAAAACACAUGGGAUGGAAGGUCCAGAGAAACUACAGACUAGAAUUAGAUAAGAACCAGGUGGAUGUUGAUGCUGGGAUCUGGCUGCAAGGAUGCAACGAAUCUACUCAUGGUCUUAGCGACAGUCUUCUAUCAAUUUUGGCAGUCCGAGGCGCAGAGAUUGUUCAAGCGAUAUUUGGUGCCCAGAUUUCUAAUGGAAAUUAG